CUUUUUGAAGUACCUUGAAAACGGGCUCAUGUUUUUUGGUACCUAGGUGGCCCAGAAGAACUUUUCAGGAAGCAAGCACCAAAUAGUUAAUAAAAUAGGCACAGCUAUGGAGGAGCCUCAGCUUCAUGGCUCUUGGGCUUCUCAGUGACCUACAAGAACCAAGAAACUCCAGCAGAUGAGACUGAAACUGCCUCUCUUGCUCAUUCUUCAGUGCCAGAUCACAUCAGGCUAUAAGAUACCUGAGGACUAUUUGUUUGCAGACUGCUGGAAGACAGAGAUGGAAUCACCUAUUGGACAUGGAACAAUUAAUAACACUAUGAACACCUGUCAGUCAAGAUAAAUGAAGAUGAAGGGCUGUGACUAUUAAAUUAAAAUCUUUGUAGGAGAGGAAUGGGAAAUGAUACAGAACAGCAAUGGCAUUGGAAGAAAAGCAUGUUGAUAUGGAYCUGAAGUGGAAUCCUGACAGAGUUUCUCAUCCAGACUCAUCUGCAGACCAGGAGACUGAUUUGAAUUGGCAAGACAGCCCAAAUCCCAGUCCGCUGAUUAAAGAUGAUGGAGAGCUGCUUAUUGGUGAACAUCUUUCCCCCAGGAAACUGAAAGUUUUGGCAGGAGUGGAUGAUCUGCAGCGAGUGAAGGCCCUAGAGAUGAAAGUAGACACCAGAGAGAUCAGCUUGGGGAACUUUGGUGUGCAUCUGCCUAAUCUGAGAGAAUUGAAGUUGAACAAUAGCUUGCUUGUGUCUGUGAGGGAUCUUGGAACCUCAUUGUCCCAUCUCUGCRUCCUGUGGAUGACUCGGUGUGGGCUCUCAGACUUAGAUGGGAUCUCUUCCUGCAGCUCUCUAAAAGAACUCUACAUUGCUUAUAACAAUAUCUCUGACCUGAGCCAACUGACCUGGCUGGAUCAUCUUGAGGUUUUGGACCUGGAGGGGAACAAUAUUGAGGACAUCAACCAGAUCCAUUACCUGCGCCUUUGUUGCAAGCUAAGCCACCUGACARUGGAGAGCAACCCUAUUUGCCUGAAACCAAAUGCAGAAUCUGCAGAGGAACCAGAUUAUAAUUACAGAGCAGAAGUAAAAAAACUCAUUCCCCACUUGAAGUAUUUGGACAGAAUACCAGCAAGCCAGACUACUCUCCUUUCUUCCAAGAAGAUGCAUGAGGAUUCUCUAAUCAUCAAGRAAUCCAUCAAGGAAGGUGGUUUAGCCAGAGACAUUUCAUGGUUAGAUCCAUAUCUUGCGGCAGUAGCAAAACAGUCUGGAUGCGUCCCCAAAUCCCCAACAACUCCCAGACCUGGAAAUGCACAGUGCUCUGCUAAUGUAGGGACUGAUAGCGAUGCCAGUAGCUCUCCUCUUCCAGAUCCUGCUGUUUUUCCUGAUAAACUGUUCACAGAAGAUGACUCCAGUGAUUUGACACACGGAGUCUGUCAAGUUAUAUGUGGGAACCCCACCAAGGCCCUUCGUGCAAGGAGGGAAAAGCUAGGUCCACCUACUGUGAGCCCUUUGAAGCCGUGUGGUCUGAGGACAGAAAACCCUUAUGGCUCUGGAGGAGGAAGAGAUCUGCAUCAGGAAAAGGUGUCUCCUGACGUGAGAGCAYGGACGGAGAAGCACAAGAGGUGCCCGCAAACAGGUCAACAAGAACAAACCAGCCAMAUAUUGAAAGUGAAUGAGAGUGAAGUCAGGAGCCUGACUGACAGCUCAGAAGAUGAGCCGAGGAAAGCCUGUGAUGAGGACCUCAUAGAAAGGAUUGCACUUGACCCUUCUUCCCACGCCAGUCUCCCUCUUUCUUCCUCAGGUUUGUCAAAGCCUCAGAAGGGUGCAGCGUUCUCCAACAUAAAACAUCUAAUUCCAUCCCCUCCAAAAUACCCUUCACCUGCCUCUGUAAUGGGUGUGGCAGCAGGACUCUGGAAAACAAGGAACCACAGAGGACUAAAAACCCUCAGCCAAGAGGAGGACAGGCAGGGUACACAGCAAUGCCAGUCGAGGGCUCAUCAUGGGAAUUCAGCCCAUGCUGUGGGCAAGGAGCCUGCUCUCCUGGGGCUGCACAGUACCCCGGCUGCCUCGGGAUCCCAAGGGCAGCACCGGCCUGUUGGCUGCACCAGCCAGAAAAAGCUUAUUGCAGGAUCAGCAGUUCUUGGGUCCUCGAGGAUCAGGCCCACCAUGGAUAAGAGCCCUUCUAGAGAGAUCAACCAAAAGCAACCAGCUGCCUCCUUAUCCACAAAAGCCUCACAGAGGUUUAGGCCAAUUAAUUCUGUCUGGCCCCUGACUGCCAGGUCCAUUCUGCAGUCAUUGCCAGGCAAAUCCUCUGCCACAAAAGCAUCUCAGAGCAGAAGUCCUCAGUCCUAGAAGAUACCCAUUUGCCAGCAUGUGUUGGAAGCAUUGCACAGUGCAGCCAUGAAUGCUAUCUUGUGGCUUCUUCUGCUAAACACAGGGCUAUGCAAACAAAUGACGUGAUUUGCCUCAAUUCAGGAUACAGCUGGUCCAGAAAUAUUUUAAGACCAACCUCUGAUCAACCAAGGAGCUAAUGAACCUCUUAUUACAGAAAAAUGUGGUUAUUUUUGCAACCUUCAUGUGCUAAAACAGAACAAAUCCUAUCAUACUUCCUCUCAUCUCCACCAGGCCCAGCUCUGUGAGUCAGACGGGGACACUGAACAGAGCAGGGCAUGGAGCCUGCUGUUUGUGGGGUGGGCUGGAGGUAGUGACCUCCCAGCAGCCAUGCAAUGUGUCCUUUGCAGUCCUGGAUGUUUCACAUGUGGAGGCCAAAACCAAAGGCUUGAGAGGAAGUGUUGACCAGGGCAGGUUCUAAGGGAGGGGUGUGUUGCCUGAGAGAGAGCCCAGGAAGGCUGGGUGGUUUCAGAGCUUAUGCCCUCACAGGAGCUUGCCCCAUUCACAGGCUUUGGAGGUUCUUGUAGGAUGCACUGCUGUGGGAGCAGUGCUGAACAAGUGUCUUAUCCCAAUAUGAACGUGUUUGUUUGCCCCAUAGUUACCUGGAAGAAUUUGUCUCGCUGCCUCUGAGUAGACAUUGCAUUCCAGAAUUUCUCUAGCAGAGCUGACCUCUGUCACCAGGUGUCAGAGCAUCCUCUGCAUGUGCCUUCCACCUCCAUCCCACUUCUAUCUUUUCCAGAUCAAAUWGACUUUCCAAUUUAUUAUAAUUGGAUAAUUUUACAUGAUGAUGCAGCAAAGCAGGAAGUAAGGGAAUAAUCUCUUGUUUUUUCAAUAGGGCAUUUGCUUUAUGUUCGGGUGAGAUUCAAAACAUCUGUUUUAGUGACUGCAGUCUGUGAGAUGCUCUUCCAAAUGACUGUGCCUUGCAACUUUAUUGAUGUUACAGUCUGAAACCAAGCAUCAUCACAUUUUUUCCAGUUUAAAGUACUAUGUUAGAUUAUAUUUUUUAAUCAGUUUAUAAAACAGUAAUUACGUGAUGAGGUAAUGGAUUGGUUUAUGUUUCCUUUCUGCUGGCCAUCUAAACUUAGAGAAGCAGAAUAACAGACAAAGCCCUAAAACCUCCUUUUAUCGUGGUGCUCCUACAAAACAGUCUGGAGCUUGAAGCAAGUUUGCCAGUUUUGGUGUGUUAUAGCAGAAAUCAUCUAUCAAAAAUCAUUAAAAACUAUAUAUUAUGGAUAAAGGCAGGAUUUCCUGUCAGAUGCCAUCCAGCAACCAUGCCUGUGUCCUUAAAUAGGCUCCCAAAUUUGACUUUUUGUCACUGCCACUGACCAUAACAUCACAAAAAAACCCAAACAAAACUGGCCUUAUAAAAGAAAGAAGACACUGACAGCAGUGACCCUUCUCUACAUCCAGGGUUGUUCCAGGGGGUGAUGGGUAGGACUGUCUUCUCCAGAUAUUUAGUCUCCUUCUCAAAGGCAUCUUUGAAGGGUGGAGGGGGAAAAAAGGAUCAGUGGGCAUGUAAACUGGGGCAGCUAGAUGGGUCUGGACAUGUGCACGUGCAGAGGAAAAGCUCUGGGUACAGAUCUGGAAAGUCACUCAAAAGCAUCUGUGGGCAUCUCUCACAGCAAACUCCACUUGUCUCUGUAUGUGCACAGAGCAAGAAGCUCCUCUGAGCUGGCAGAGAGGAUGUGGAGAAAUAGUGAGGAAAAACACCUCUGGCGCUACGUUUGGGAAAUCAGUGCCUGAGGGCUUCAUCAAAAUCGUUUAACUCAGGGUUUCCUGUUGUGCCAUCCCAUCAGGCACCCCAGUGAUAACUCUCAGGGGUGCAGCCCAUAUGUGACCAUCAGAACAGCCACCCUACUCCUCACUGAUCAGCUGUGCCC
This is a messenger RNA of Malurus melanocephalus (red-backed fairy wren), 4255 nucleotides long. RefSeq names its product leucine rich repeat containing 56 (gene LRRC56). The transcript is spliced from 14 exons. Gene Ontology annotation, molecular function: protein binding. The coding region runs from base 414 to 2336 and encodes 640 amino acids. The record is from RefSeq and is a predicted model, not a curated record. Lineage: Eukaryota; Metazoa; Chordata; Aves; Passeriformes; Maluridae.